Molecule: messenger RNA, 297 nt
Organism: Funneliformis mosseae
Lineage: Eukaryota; Fungi; Glomeromycota; Glomeromycetes; Glomerales; Glomeraceae
Source: the annotation of a GenBank genome assembly
AUGGUAAAUGUAAACUCUCAUAAGACUUGCUCAAAAAAAAAAGAGUCUGCUGCUUUUAUCAAAGGUUUUGUUGCCUUUGUUGAAAAUUCUAGUGGCUCUGUUAUCUUUGCUGGAGAUUCUAUAUCCUUUGCAAAGGAUUCUAAUACUACAUUUGCUGAAGGUUCAGUUGUUUUUGAGAAUGAUUCUAAUACCAAAGGUUCUAUUGUUCUUGUUAGAGAAUUCGAUACUUCUAGAAAAGAAAUUGAAAAUGAAGUACAAAUUAAUGUUGGUGAUACUUUUCUUCAUGGGAUGAGGUAG